CAGCCACUUAUUGUCAAUUUAAACUAUCAAGGAUCCCGAUUUUUGUUAUGCUUAUUAACUGUAAUGUUGCUGUAUGGGGCUUUAUGCUUGUCAUUUCAAAUCCUCAGUGGCUUUUAAAAAGGUCAGAGAUUCUGUUGUACAACCAUUAGACAUUUAAGAUUAAGCAACUUCAAUUAAUCCAAUCUACCUGAAAUAGGGCUAAUGCAGUGAAUAAAGAAAUAGGUCUUAAUUUAAUUGGGCAUUAUCUAAACAGUAGUUAGGGAAGAUUAGGCAGAAUGGGGGGGGGAUCCUCAACAUUUAGAGUUUCACAUGAACCCAAGUUUAAACGGCUGUGGAUUUGUGAAGUCUGGAGAUUACCUUAUAAUAGGAUCAGCAGAGCCAAAGUUGUCAGCCUGUUCUCUCUCUUUCCCUCUCUCUCUCUCUCUCUCUCUCUCUCUCUCUCUCUCUCUCUCAGAUACGUCAUUCUUCUUUUUCUUGAAUAAGAAAGUUGAGCUCCCAGCUAUAGUCAUAUGCCUGUCUUCAAGUAAGAAAAAGAUACAGAAACUCCCAUUCGCUGAUUCGCCCAACAAAACUUGCUGGAAUUUCAACACUAAGCUAAUGUUAGUUCUACUUUGACAUUUUAGAAAAUACACGUAUUUGCUUUCUUGCAAAGACUUUGAUGAGGAGAUUGAUGUAACUCUCAUACAGUAUGGUAUGAAGCUAAAGCCAAGAGACGGUUAGCGUUGCUUUGCACAUGCCUGGAAAUGGGGAAACAGCUACCCGGGCUCUGUCUGAAAGUGACAAACUCCACCUACCAGCACCUCUAAAGCUCACUAAUUAACACAUUAUAUCUUUAUUUUAUCUGUACAAAAACCAAGUUACUGCUCCCAGCCAAGAAACAGUCAUGGCAUAUAACCGCUGGGGAAAACAACAAAUACAAACAAUUGUUUUGUGCAGGUUAAACUAACAACAUAAUAAGAUGUGUUAAUUAAUGAGCUAGAGGGGUGCUGAUAGGUGGAUCUUUUUUUUUUAUCUUUGGUUAGAGCCAAGCUAGCUGUUUCCCUCAGUUUCUAGUGUUUGUGCUAAGCUAACCUAACAAGCUGCUGGCUGUAGCUCCAUAUUUACCAGACGGAUAUGAGAUUCAUCAUUCAUUCAUUCAGCCUGUGUGCACGCGACUUUCAAGGCUAACCGGCAGCUGAGCAUUGAGGUUAUGAGACAGAAACGGAAUGCUUAGCUUUUUCCAUAUUUUAACAAUAAAACCGAAUCAAUUCAAACCCAAUGAAAUAAAGCUUAAGAACUUAUUAGCAUGCUCUGUAUGUUGUUAGAGCUCCUCACAUGCAAACACAAGAAAAUAAGAGAGCCUCUUUAAAAAAUGUUUACUGUAUAAAUAAACUUUUGCAUGUGCUCAAGUCACAACUUUUUGCUGUUAAUUGAAACAGUGCUUAGUUUGCACCUUCUCUCCCUCUGACCCCCCUCCCCUCAUACAAACAAAGGAUAAGGUCACCUUUUGUAAUUAGGAAAAGCUAAAUAGUUUUAAGGGUUUUAACUCUUUUGAGUAACAUAAUGUAAUCCCCUUAAGCAGGAUUACCACACUGCUGUCAAUCUUUGUUUGCUGUUAAGUGGUUAUAGCCCAAAAUUGUUAUUGUUUGGGCAUUGUUACCCUCUUUGACUCAACACCGAUAAGAAACUGGUUAAAGAAACUCCUCAUAGUUUCAGUCUGAUUUAUGAAUCAUUUAUUGUAUUGCUUUUUAAUGAGCCUAUAAAAGUGUGUAUGUCUCUUUUAUUCAACGUGUCAGGAGGUGCAUGAUUUGUCCUUUAUGUCAAUAAAACACGUUUGCUCAACUAAAUGAAAUGUCUGUUGGGUUUGGCAACAAUAUCUUGACGCUUUGAUUAAAUAUUAAGUUGUCAUCUUGCAAUCCCUGUCCUGACCAGAAAUCAUGUAAUUAUGAUUUUGUUGUACCUUAAUCUGUGGGCCCUAAUCUUCCUCUUUUUUCACAGACUGACAUGAACAUGACAUCUGGAGGAGUGGAAAGAUGGGUUUAAGAUUUAUGUAAGUAGGUUUAGAGCCAGCACUGACUGAUGCACUUGAGAUGGGGAGGAGUUAUAUGGGAGGGUGUGCGCACUGGUGCCUGUUUGGGCGCACAGCUAUACCCCUAAAUUUAGGGCCAAAUCCAACAGGACGUCCCCUCUCUGACGUGCAGCGUGGGUGCCGCGUGAGGAGGGGGUCUUACAGCAGGCACUACUUUAAAAGCCCCCUCUGAAGAUGCUCAUUAUCCACUGAGCAAGACGGACUUACUGCUGUGCGUCUUGUGCGCAACUUUUCCAAUCGGCUCUGCUUUGAAACUUAUAACUUUACCAGACACAAAGAGCAGCGAUACGUUAUAAAGAAGUUGCGUAAUUUUGACAAUUUUUUUUUACUUUACCGACCAAUGUGGCUUCUUGGAUCAACUUCCCAAGUGAUGAUGAUGAUGGAUGAGCGCCUGUCUCCUUCCGCACGCUCCGUGCAGAACCAGGGGGACAACCCGUCCACGGUCCACAGCAUAGAGGCGAUACUGGGAUUUAAAGAGGACACCAUCUUCCACAAAUCAGCCUGCUACACCAUGACCGAGAAAGUCCUGGUCAAAGAUGCUGAGCGGAAUGUAACCAUGACCCCACUGAAGAAAAGUCAUUCCUCAGAAAGUUUUGACAGUGUGGGUUGUGCCAGCGGCGCAGCUGAAGCCUCGGCCUGCCCGGACUCACCGGACGGAGACGGAAAACUGUCCGAUGAUGAAAACCCCAAGAAGAAACACCGUCGGAACCGUACAACAUUCACCACCUUCCAGCUUCACGAGCUGGAGAGAGCGUUUGAAAAGUCCCAUUACCCGGACGUGUACAGCAGGGAGGAGCUGGCGCUAAAGGUCAACCUGCCGGAGGUCCGAGUGCAGGUGUGGUUUCAAAACCGGCGGGCCAAGUGGCGUCGGCAGGAGAAGCUGGAGGUGAACUCCAUCAAGCUCCAGGACACCUCCUCCUCCUUGCUGUCCUUCAGCUGCUCUCCCAGCAGCUCCCUGGGCUCUGGUCUGCAGCUGGACCCCUGGCUCUCCAACCCCAUCACCACCUCCACCUCCUUGCAGUCCCUCCCGGGCUUCAUCACGGGCUCACAGGGCCUCCCGGGCACUUACACCCCUUCUCCUCCCCCUUCCAUGCCCUCUGCCUUGCCGGCCUCCUUCCUUACCUCCCCGGCCCUGGGACAGAGCCCCCACCUGCCCCACAUGGGCUCCAUGUGCCUUCCGCCCCCGGCCUACCACUGCUCAGCUGAUCCAAGGAACUCCAGUAUAGCCUCACUGAGGAUGAAGGCCAAGGAACACAUUCAGUCUAUUGGGAAGACGUGGUGAUGCUGAGUGGAGGUUCAAAAUGGACAUCGAAACCCAGAAUGCAUCAUGCUGCAUAUUUUGAGAAACUGACUACAUCCUCAUGCUGGCGGGAUUGUUAUUUUGGAAGAGUGGCAUCUUCAGUUGACAUCUAUAGGAUUCGAGACAUCCUAUAAGGGUAACACUUUACUUCUCUCUGUUUAGCAAGUAGUAUUAAUACAUGGUUUAUAACACACUAUAAUAAAGUUGUAAGCAGAUAUAAGUGUUUAUUAAUGUAUUUAUCCUCAUGGGCACCCAUAAGUUGAGGCUGAAGUAUUAACAGAUAAUGAAUGACAAUAUAGUAAAGCACAGUUGUAAUAAUAUAAAAUAGGUCUUCAUAGGAGAAUUAAUGUACAUUAAUAUUAACUUAAAAUAGCCUUAGCUGCUUACAACUACAUGAUAAUGUGUUAUGAACAAUUUAUUAAAUGUUUUUAUACUGCUGAUAAAUGCUAAAUAAGGAGACAUAAUGUAAAGUGGUACCCUUACAGGCAACUAUCUGAACGUCUGUGACACUGACUGUAAAAUUCCUGUAAAAUAUGAAACUAAUGAACACUGAUUAUCUACACUGGUUUUCUUUUGCUUUGUCUUCUCUGCAUGCUGUGUUUACUGUAAAGUUUUACAUUCAUUCAGCCCCAUCUCAUUCGUAUCCAGUGUUAUGCCAAUAUAACAAGUCCAUUAGUACCCAUCAGUAUUUAUUCUACUUUUGUAAAUGGAGCUCUCCUCAUUUGGACUCAUUCCUCCCUGCUGCUUAUUGAUCUUCGUCAUGAAAAGAUUUAACGAAUAUGAAUACUUUCUCUACACAAUAAACUUCAUAUUGUAAAAUUUAUAAACAAAA
Perca fluviatilis (European perch) is the source of this 4200-nucleotide messenger RNA. It is a transcript of the gene rax, whose product is annotated as retinal homeobox gene 3. The record is from RefSeq and is a predicted model, not a curated record. The transcript has 3 exons. Bases 2409 to 3350 code for a protein of 313 amino acids. Gene Ontology annotation, biological process: positive regulation of transcription by RNA polymerase II. NCBI's taxonomy places the organism in Eukaryota, Metazoa, Chordata, Actinopteri, Perciformes, Percidae. Gene Ontology annotation, molecular function: DNA-binding transcription factor activity, RNA polymerase II-specific; RNA polymerase II cis-regulatory region sequence-specific DNA binding.